Messenger RNA from Cuscuta europaea, 1733 nucleotides. Lineage: Eukaryota; Viridiplantae; Streptophyta; Magnoliopsida; Solanales; Convolvulaceae. The record is from the annotation of a GenBank genome assembly.
UCGUCAUCAAAGAUACUAACUUAACUUGCUCUCAAAGCUGAGCUUUCAUAUUUUGUAGGUAUAUAGUACGUGCCUUUUUCGUUCAGCCGCCGGCACUGGUGGUGCUAGCUCCUUACUGCAGACGAGAUGGUUGUUCACGGCGGCGACCCCGGUAGGGGUCGUCUAAUGCCACGCCACGUCGUGGCGGUACUUGUCGUGUUAGCCGCUUUUAGUGUGGUGUCGGGGGAUCCUUAUAUUUACUCAUCUCCGCCUCCGCCCUCUCCUUCUCAACCACCGCCUUAUUAUUAUAAGAGUCCUCCACCUCCGUCGCCUUCGCCGCCUCCACCGUAUCACUAUAAUUCCCCACCACCACCGGUAAAAUCACCUCCACCUCCCUAUUACUAUAAUUCUCCACCACCUCCUAAAAAGUCUCUGCCACCACCAUAUUACUACCAUUCUCCACCACCACCUAAGAAGUCCCCGCCACCACCAUAUUACUACCAUUCUCCGCCACCGCCUAAGAAGUCUCCGCCACCACCAUAUUACUACCACUCACCUCCACCGCCUAAGAAGUCCCCACCACCACCAUAUUACUACCACUCACCUCCACCACCUAAGAAGUCUCCACCACCACCAUAUUACUACAACUCUCCGCCACCUCCUAAGAAGUCUCCACCACCACCAUAUUACUACCAUUCUCCGCCACCACCUAAGAAGUCUCCACCACCACCGUAUUACUACAACUCUCCGCCACCUCCUAAGAAGUCUCUACCACCACCGUAUUACUAUAACUCUCCGCCACCUCCUAAGAAGUCUCCACUCCCACCAUAUUACUACCAUUCUACGCCACCACCUAACAAGUCUCCACCACCACCAUAUUACUACCAUUCUCCGCCACCUCCUAACAAGUCUCCACCACCGCCGUAUUACUACAACUCUCCGCCACCUCCUAAGAAGUCUCCACCGCCACCAUAUUAUUACCAUUCUCCGCCACCACCUAACAAGUCUCCACCACCACCGUAUUACUACCAUUCUCCGCCACCUCCUAAGAAGUCUCCACCACCACCGUAUUACUACAACUCUCCGCCACCUCCUAAGAAGUCUCCACCGCCACCAUAUUAUUACCAUUCUCCACCACCUCCUAAAAAAUCUCCACCACCCCCAUAUUACUACAACUCCCCGCCACCUCCUAAAAAAUCUCCACCGCCACCCUACUAUUACAAGUCUCCACCACCUCCUAAAAAAUCACCACCGCCACCAUAUUACUACCACUCUCCACCACCUCCCAAUAAAUCUCCACCACCACCUUACUACUACAAGUCUCCCCCACCUCCUAAGAAAUCUCCACCGCCACCGUAUUACUACAACUCUCCACCACCACCGGUGAAAUCACCUCCACCUCCGUACCAUUACAACUCUCCACCUCCACCAGUUAGAUCUCCUCCUCCGCCGUACUACUACACUUCACCACCCCCACCUGGACGUCAUCACGGCUUAAUUCUUAAAGUUGUAGGAAAAGUGUACUGUAUCCGGUGCUAUGACUGGGAAAACCCACACAAAUCACAUGACAAAAAACACCUCAAAGGUGCUGUGGUUCAAGUAACAUGCAAGGUAGGUAAGAAGCAACUAAAGUGGUAUGGAGCCACCAAAAACAAUGGGAAAUUUAGUGUAGAAGUGGAAGGUUUUGAUUAUGGAAACUAUGGAGCAAAGGCAUGUAGUGCCAAGCUUCAUGCACCACCCAAGCAUUCCAAAUG